Molecule: messenger RNA, 2040 nt
Organism: Sclerotinia sclerotiorum 1980 UF-70
Lineage: Eukaryota; Fungi; Ascomycota; Leotiomycetes; Helotiales; Sclerotiniaceae
Exons: 2
Coding region: 1-2040 (679 amino acids)
Biological process (GO): protein ubiquitination; ubiquitin-dependent protein catabolic process
Cellular component (GO): nucleus
Molecular function (GO): ubiquitin protein ligase activity; zinc ion binding
Source: RefSeq, a predicted model, not a curated record
AUGACCUCUCUUGUCUCCGAGUUUUUGAUUAAUCCAGUUCUGAGACAGGCCAGACGGUUUUCACGAUCCGACGCUGUCCAUACACACGACUCGAAUAAUUCGUUAACUCCGCAAUCCGUCCUAGAAAGUAGUAAUGAGGUCGAUGAAGUCGUUGUAGAAGAUGUGACGGAAGAGGGAAGAGAUAUGGGUCUGCCAGAUGUAAGGGAACAUGCAGGCGUCGAUGGCAGAAUUGGGAGUCCGUCGAGUCAAUCUCCAACUCACGAAGGGAAUUCGCUAGCGGAUGUUUAUAGUCUUCGACAUGAGGUUGAUCGAAAUGAAACUGAUCCGUUGAUAACCUCUCAUAUACAGUCGAAUAUGAGUCGAAUUGAUAGCGGUGUGACUGGUAAUCCUCCUGUCAGCAUAGCAUCGCAGACUCAGGACAACGUUAGAGAUGGAACGUCUAGCAGUGCGGCUCUUAAUUUACAUAUGAGUUCCGCCGAAGGUCUGUCCCAACACUUAAGUCAAGAUACGACUUCGGCUUCAAUAGGUCUUGACACUGGGAGUUGUGCUCUUCCUGCGGACGAUGGCAUGGGCCCUCUUCGACAACGCAUCAAAUAUAUACAGGCUAUGGAUAUACCUACAGAACAAAAGGCAUUGUUGAUGCAUCAACUCUUGACCCAAAGUUACAAUGAAGCUCACGAAAUAUUCAAUGCGAAGAAUUGUGUACCAAGUACGACGGCAGAAAAGAUGAUUAGUCAGGAGAGGCCUGCGACUCCAGGUUCAUUAAGCUCUUUCAUUUGGCAGAUGAAUGGUGCUCUAGAUCCAGCACCUGUAACUGAAAGUCAUACUUUCCACCUCUCGCCAGAUGACUUGGAGAGGACUUAUGCUCCCCUCGAUCCUGUCGAGGUUGAUGAUGGGAGCGAAGAAACUGAAAAUACCGAAGAUUCUAUCCCCAUGCUUGGUUGUAAACAUUAUAAGAGGAAUGUUAAAUUACAGUGCUCUACCUGUGAUCGAUGGUAUACAUGCCGGCUGUGUCAUGACGAAGUUGAGGAUCAUAUCUUAAUUCGCCACGAAACCAAAAACAUGCUGUGCAUGGUCUGUGGUUGUGCUCAGCGAGCUGGCGAAUUUUGUGUCGAGUGUGGAGAGAGGGCUGCUUGGUACUAUUGUGGAACUUGCGGCGUGUGUAUGUCUAUGUCUCUUAUGGACGACCACAAAUGCAUCGAGAGAGUAUCUGACUGCGAUUGUCCGAUUUGUGGAGACUACAUGUUUACCUCACCAAAACCCGUUGUCUUCAUGAUUUGUGGUCACAGCAUUCACUCAGCUUGUUAUAUCGAGCAUAUGCAAACCUCGUAUAAGUGCCCGAUAUGUAGCAGGAGUGUGGUUGGUAUGGAGACACAAUUCCGAAAUCUCGAUCGAGCCAUCGAUAAUCAACCAAUGCCGCCCCAAUUCCGAAACACUUUGGCGAUGGUUUCGUGUAAUGACUGUUAUGCCAAAAGUGCUGUCAAAUACCACUGGUUGGGACUGAAAUGUGCGAUUUGUGAUUCGUACAAUACAGCUCAAUUGUCAAUAUUAAGUGAUCCAGAAGUCGGAGCUUCGGAAACAGGAGUAGGAGAUGCACAGACCGAUGCACAAACUGGUCAGGAACCACGAGAAAUGCUUGCGUCUACACAUUUGAUACCUGGUGUUCCUAGGAAUCGUAGACAUUCUUCCCACAUACCUUCCUCCUCAUCACAAGGAGAAUCCGGUGGAUUCCCUCCUUAUACUGUUCCCUCUCGGCUAGGUAGAUCAGUGUCGCCUGCUCGAGGGGUAGGAUUAUUUAGUAGUCAAUCCGCGGCUGGCGGCGAGAGUGACGAUUCUGGUGAUGAGGAUGACCUAGAUUUCUGGGGGAGAGACGAGCCACGAAGCUCAAGAAGAUUACGAGCGACGCUUGACGCAGGCGUGGAUGCACAAGAUGAUAACGACAUUGAAUAUGAAGAUGAUUCCAGUGACUCGGAAUCUGGGAAUGAUGACGACGAUGAUGACGGUGAGGAGGAACCAUUUGCCAUUUUUGGACAUCGUUGA